Tricharina praecox is the source of this 1319-nucleotide messenger RNA. RefSeq lists its product as uncharacterized. The coding region runs from base 106 to 936 and encodes 276 amino acids. The record is from RefSeq and is a predicted model, not a curated record. The transcript is spliced from 3 exons. NCBI's taxonomy places the organism in Eukaryota, Fungi, Ascomycota, Pezizomycetes, Pezizales, Pyronemataceae.
GUUUUUUUGUUCGGUUUGUAUUCUGUAUUUCUGUAUCGUGCGUGAAUUGUGUGAAUUGCGACUGUCCAAUAGAGAAUUACUUGUGUUUCCACGGAUUGUUCUCUCAUGUGUCCCAUAUCCAUCUCGACACCUAUCCCACUUUCCGCCUUGCGCGACUGUCUGCGCUGGUCACGGCCGGUUGACCCUCACCCAGCGGACCGGAUCCUAGGUACCUUCUCACUUACUUGCUCAAGUAGCUCAAAGCACAUUCUCUCUUGGAGCCCGUCAGUACUAGACACCGGCGCGACUUUGUUCCAAUAUCUAGCAACAGCGACUACAGCAGCCACAACCUCAGCCACAGCCACAACUUCAACCUCAGCCACCGCCACAGCAGCAAGGGGUGCUGCAAUGCGAACCACCACACGCCACAAGCUCCUGAUCCUGUGCGCACUCCACCCUCCACCUCCCCUAGGAUCAUACCUAGCACAACUCUCACGUUCAUUCCUUCAUCACACCCCUGUCGAACCAAGCGCUGUUCAGAAUGAUCCCAAGCCCUGUCGCAGGCAUGGUGCGCACUCGCAUAUCUGCAGCAGCAAUCUCAUCCACCACAUCCGCAUCCACACAUCCACACAUCCAGGGGAUGGUAGGGGGCGUUGGACUCGUAUGUGUGAAGGAAGGGAAGGGAAGGUGGAGGAGCCUAGGAGAUGGAGGGUUGCCCUGCCGGAAAGGAAUGGAUGGCAAGGGAUGGCAAGGGAUGGAAUACCCGACGUACGUACGUGCCGCGAAUUGGAAGGCCAUACGGACAACUACGAUCGACUCGACAAGACUCGACAAGACUCGACACGGCGUGCGCGCAGGUGGGUGGGGGGCGGGGGGGCGGAGGGCGGAGGCGACGCGGGGGUGACGCGAUGGGAAAGACACUUCGCAGUUUUUCUGUCUGAGGCUUUCUCUGUCUAAUCAUUGGAGUUCACAGGAUCCGUGUCUGUAUGUCGUAUAAUCUUUUCUCUCUCUUUUUGAGUUGAGAAUUCUUGAUUUGCGUCAUCAGGCGAUUCGAGAGGAUUUUUUGUGGGCGCGCUCCGCCUCCUUCCUCUCGGCUUUGGGGCCGAGACUUGAUUAGCUGGGUUUGUUGGUAGGUGCGCUGUCUGUCUGGCAGUCAGCAAGAGCAGUGUGCGGUGUGCAGACCCAGAGUGCGGUGCGGUGUGAUCAUCGUAAAAGCGUGGAUCGAUCGGUGCGGGAACAUGAUUGGCGUUGAACUUGCAACAGAGCCAAUCACAAGAUGCAGAUUUUGAAGCGACGGAGGGAGCGCUGGAGCAGUGGGGUGUGCUUCUGAAUAUUUAUUU